Trypanosoma cruzi is the source of this 1489-nucleotide messenger RNA. RefSeq lists its product as uncharacterized. The transcript has a single exon. The annotation marks the transcript as partial. The record is from RefSeq and is a predicted model, not a curated record. NCBI's taxonomy places the organism in Eukaryota, Euglenozoa, Kinetoplastea, Trypanosomatida, Trypanosomatidae. Gene Ontology annotation, biological process: protein import into nucleus. Gene Ontology annotation, molecular function: nuclear import signal receptor activity. Gene Ontology annotation, cellular component: nucleus; cytoplasm.
UAUUGGCACUGCGUUGCAGACCAUAAACGAGGAUUUAACCCACUACGAAAACAAGCACCUUUUGGCGGAGGGUUGCAUGCGUAAUGUAAAUGUAAAGAAUAGUAAUGCGAAGAACGAUGAUGAGGACAAUGAGGAAUCGGAAGAAGAGAGUGAUGCCGAAGAAAUUUACGCACGCGUGCGGACGGCGGACGUAGAGGAGAAGAGCAGUGCUGUAUACUUUAUUGGUGUCUGUGCAGAGGUACUUCUUGCGGAUUUUGGCAUGUCAUGGAUAGAUGUCUGUUGGCCGGCGCUGAGUGAUUUGGACGCGCACUUCCAUAGCGGUAUUCGUUGCAGCGCCCUCAUGGCACUUGCGAGGCUUACGAAAGCAGCCCAGGGUUCCGAGCCGGUUGUGAAGUCCACAGCACAGGACACACUGACCUCGCAUGCGCGUCGGUUGUUGGACAGUUUGGUGAAUGACACGCUUCUUCCGUGUAUCCAUGGGGAGAAGGAUAAAGAAGUCGUGGCGUCAGCAUGUGACGCUUUUGCACUCUUGUUUGAUUACUUUGGUCCUCAAACAAUGAUUGCGGGCGUUGAUGUGUUUUUGGAGUCCGUCAAGACGCUUUUGAAGCAAGGUACCGCCUGCCAGCAGUCAAAUGAAGAUAGUGACGAUGAAGAGGAGGAAGAAUGCCCGCCCACAGGAGAUGAGGCGGUGGAUCUUGGGGAGGACCACGACGGUGUAUUGAUGGACGCAGUGUGCGACAUGAUUGAGUCAUUUGCCAAGGCGUAUGGAACAUCAUUUAAGGCCUACUUUGAUGCCAUCUUCCCCUUUCUUUUGCCCUACGCCGCGGAUGAUCGCCCAUCUGAGGAUGUUGUUAUGGCGACCGGGUGUAUAGCCACCAUCAUGGAGGCAAUGGGUUCAGCAUCAGAACCCUACAUUGAAGUUGCCGUUGCCCUGGCGUUGCACCUUAUUGAGACAACUGACGAAUCUUCAGCAAAGGCUAAUUGUGCAUAUCUUCUUCGGGUAUUGGUAGAGUGCUUUCCAUGUCGCUUUGAUAACGUUUCCGCUAUAAAUCCACUGCUGCAGGCACUUUGGGGAAUUGCUGGAAGCCAAGACGAGAUUCCCGCGGCGGUAGACAAUGCGGUGUCUGCGACAUGCACAAUGGUGCGCUUUCUCUCACCGACUACCAUUCCCCUUUCAUCUGUUGUCCCGGCGCUGCUGGAACGGAUACCGAUGCGUGUGGAUCGAACCGAAAACGCCAAUGCCAUUCGAACAAUCAUACACCUUCUGACAUCACAGCGAGAAUUUACAAAGUCGCACGUUUGGAUUGCGAUGGUGCGCUGCGUCGCCACCGUGCUGGCUGCACUGACCGUGGAUGAGGAGCAGAAGCAGCUGUUGGUCGUUCAAGGGGCCAUCCCUUUCAUUGAUAGUUGCCGACCCGAAUGGAGGGAAACAUGUGCACAGCUGCCAGUGGAAUUACAGGCCGCCUUGGAACGCUACGGCUGUUGCUGA